AUGGAAGAUUUAAACAUGAUACCUAAUGAUAAAUGUCGGAAUAUAAAUGAAUCGAAUUUAGAAACAAAGCCCGGAUUAAUAGUAAUCAACUCCUAUUUAAAUCAAAUAAAUCCAGAUUUGAAAGAUGUUCAAUCUGAAAUUAAAGAAGUUGUUGGCAAACAAAAAUCGCUUAUAGAUGCUAUGCUCAAAGAAAAUGAAGAACUAUCUAAUUUAUUAAAUGAAUCAGAAGUUCAAAAUAUGUUCUCAUCCAUUAAACAUUGCCAUGGACAGCUGGUUGAAUUAAAAAAAAAACUAAUGUUUUUACACAAGAAAACUGUGACAUUAGAAAAAAGAGCAAAUGUUUUGCGUGUGGCCAAACAAAGAGAAGCAUUACAAAGAGAACAUCAGAAAGAAUCAAUGUUGGUACGUGAACAAGAACUUAUAUCAAAACAGUCAUAG
Molecule: messenger RNA, 438 nt
Organism: Macrosiphum euphorbiae (potato aphid)
Lineage: Eukaryota; Metazoa; Arthropoda; Insecta; Hemiptera; Aphididae
Source: the annotation of a GenBank genome assembly